This is a messenger RNA of Homarus americanus (American lobster), 1759 nucleotides long. RefSeq lists its product as uncharacterized. The transcript has 8 exons. The record is from RefSeq and is a predicted model, not a curated record. Lineage: Eukaryota; Metazoa; Arthropoda; Malacostraca; Decapoda; Nephropidae. Bases 182 to 1057 code for a protein of 291 amino acids.
AGCCAGCCAGUCGUCACACAUCACCCCCACCGCAUUAGGUUCCUCACCCACCCACAUACCACCACCACCUGUGUGCCUCACUCACUUACACCUGUGUGGGGUGACCUCACCUGCCUGUGGACCUCCUUACAACACCUCCAAAUCCUCCUGGAGACACAGAGAGAAUCCAGCUAGCAUCAGGAUGCAACAGUUACUCCUGCUGCAACUCCUGGCAGCAUCCACGGUACUUGGAGCCACACUAGAACACAGUCAACGUAUAGCAAGGAAUGUCAAUGUGGAGUGGCCCAAGGCUGGGCUGGAGGUGUGUGAGGAGCUCCAGGAUGAGCGCUACAGCCUCAGCUGCCAACAGUGCUUCCACAACUCUGGCAAGGACUUCAAAAAGAUCAAAGUGUGUGUGAGGGAUUGGCUGCCACAGAUCAUAGCUCGAUGUGCUACCAACGCUCACGCCAAAUAUAUCAAGUCCUUCAACAGCUGCAUCGCCCACGCCAUUAAAUACAAUGCCCAUCUGAACCAGAGAGCAAACUUACUAUGCACGAAGGGCGGCGCUCUACUCAAAAGGGUGAGUCACUCAAAGAUCCUGCCAAACGGACCUGCUGCCAUCUACUCCUCCAUGGCCCAGGAGCUCCUCAUCACCACAGAGCCUGUCAAGAGUUUGCUGGAGGAGCCCGACCAUGACUGCUUCGACAGGUUCAAAGUAGACGAAAACAAUAAAAACUGGCACCUCCAUUCCUCCGGCUCAUCAGGUGAAGGUAAACAACGGACCAGCAGGGACUUCGACCACACAGCCAAUAGCCAUCAUCCAAAAGCCUCACCUGCCCAAGCAGCAGCAGAGAGGGACAUGGUGUACGAGUAUGGGAAUACGGGACACGACAUGCCCUUCGAGGGAGUGGGGCCCCUGGCAGUGGACGUCCUAAUGGGCGAGUGUAUUGUUGCUUACCUGGAGGGGAAAGGAAAAUUGCAGAUCUUGGUUGAUGAAAUUCUCGAGUCCCCGGCCCCUGUGCCUGCCUGGAUAUUCCAAGAGUUGCUGACCCUUAUCAAGACUAUUAAACUGACCUAAGAAAUAACACUUCAUUCUAAAAAGCAACAAUUGUUAAUACUUCCUCCAGGAUGAUCAAGAACCACAUCCAUCACACUACACUAUGCAACACUUGAUGAUACAGUAUUUCCUCCAGGAUGAUCAAGAACCACAUCCAUCACACUACACUAUGCAACACUUGAUGAUACAGUAUUUCCUGCAGGAUGAUCAAAGACCACAUCCAUCACAGACAGGGCCUUUGUUGUAAAUCCUGGGAAUAAACUUGAAUUGUGCUAGGAAAUGUACAUCAUAAUAUAGUAAAUAAAUAAUACAUAGCUUUAACUAAAUACAUUCAUCUGUAGUUUUUUUCACUCUUGUAGGCUUUUUUUUAACCUCUUCAUCACCGUCUCGCUCUUUCCCUCUCUGCCUAUACACAUCAAACACACACACACACAAACACAUUUACCCCAACACAUUUUUUUUUACAUACCCGGUAUGUAAGUGUCUAAGUCAUUACCGAGUCACAGGUGUUAGGAUACUAUUUUUCAGUAACACGCGACCUUCACCUACACUAAAGCAUGUUGACGUCCAGGUGAGCCGGGAUGAGACGUCUCAUGGUGUUGUCACGUGAGGAAUAACGUAUAAAGGAAGAAUGUUUCAUCUAGUGUAGUAUUUCCCAUAUACAGUACAUAAUGAAUCGGUAUUAACUGUGUGUAUAUUUCUUUCAUUAAAUCCUACAUUAUA